Messenger RNA from Drosophila sulfurigaster albostrigata, 1734 nucleotides. RefSeq names its product E3 ubiquitin-protein ligase RNF149-like. The record is from RefSeq and is a predicted model, not a curated record. NCBI's taxonomy places the organism in Eukaryota, Metazoa, Arthropoda, Insecta, Diptera, Drosophilidae. Bases 139 to 594 code for a protein of 151 amino acids. The transcript is spliced from 3 exons.
UCAGUUGAAGUUUGUGAUUGAGAUUGAAAAAUACGGUAAUUCUCCCCUUCAGGCUUAUGAACAAUAAGCCAAAAUUGUAUAUUGCCAUUUAGUUAAAAGUAUACAAAAGUUUAUCUUAAUUAAUCGUUGAUUGGCAAGAUGAGUAUCCCAAACAGCGGCCAGACAAUUUGCAUAGUCCGUUGUGGCGUCUGCUUGGAGAAUUAUACAACGAGCGAUGCAAUAUUCACUGGCCAAUGUGGGCACUUGUUCCACAAGAUGUGCCUGGAUCAAUGGCACACGCAGACAAAAACAUGCCCAAUUUGCCGCAAGCAAAACCAAAGCUACUUUCAAAUCUAUUUGGAAGCUUCUCCAAACGAUCAAAAUGAAAAUAAUCAGUCACACAUAGAUGAUGAUGUUGAUGAUAGCAAUGUGUCUCAUAUUGGCAUUGUUAAAGGCGCUAGUGAUGUUGAAGACGACGAUGAUGAUGAGGAUGAUAUCUACUACGAUGAUGAGAAUGAGGAUUUUGGUGAUGAUUACUUUGAUUAUGAGAAUGAAGACUACGGCUUUGACAUCGACGAUACGGAUGAUGACGACGAAGACGCAUAUGCUGCAUAAUUUACUUAGCUGCACCGAUACAAUCGAGUUUGAUAGGCGAUCGAUAUGUGUGUGUAGAUUUAACAUAGCAGCAAAGUACUUCAAGUAGCUAAUCAAAUUACACUGCAUUUACAUACUAUAUGUAUAUAGUACAUUUUUCAUUUCACAUACUAUUUCAUAAUCGUAAACAUAACUAUUUAUCGUUGCCCACACAAGUAGAAUUAAUCAGUCUUUACAUUUCUAAGCGACUCAUCAGUGCAGUUUGCAUUAAGCUAACGUUAACAGCUGCUAUUAAAUUGAUAGCCUGCAUUUAAAAGACAUGCUGUGUUAGCUGUACCAGAGACAUACAUAUAGUACAUAUAUUACUACAAAUAAUAAAAGACACAACUCCCUCACCUUCAAGCCGGAAGCGGAGCUAUAGCCAAAGCCAAGGCCAAAGACAGAGUCAAGGUCUGAACCAAGUUCCUAGCAGCCACAAUCGAAAGCAGAGCCAAAGGCAAUCUCAUCGCAUAGACACGAUGAUUAUGACUAUCAUGAUGAUGACGAUGGUGACUAUGAUUUUGGUUCUGAUUUCGAUAUCGACGAUAUGGAUGAUAACAACGAAGAGUACUUUAAUCUUUCUUUUUUUCGAUUUGUAACAGUUUAGAAAUGAAUAAUAAAAGAUACAAAGCCCAUUUUGAUAGUGGUUCUUAGUGGUUUCUUCUCAAUCGGGAAGAACAUAUCUAAGCUGUAAGGUUCAAGUCCGAUCAAUCUCAAAACAAAAACUUGUAAUCAACAAACAAACUUUUUGAAUUUGGGUCUAUAUACAGGGUAGACUUUUAUUUAUUUGGAGGCAUGUAUAUUUUAAAUUUAAAUUAAGACUAUAAUAUAACUAUUUUGUGUAAAUAGCUAACAACUAGUCUAGCUUACGUACUACAACAGGGAAAACUCUGGGGGAAGCAGACAAAAUAAAAAAUAUGUAUAUACUAAAAAGGAUUGACUUACGGAUGAGGGAACGAGACUUCAUUUGUAAUACUUGGCAGACAUCAUACAUAUAUAUAUAUGAGAAAUAAAUAUCGAGCAUAUGUGUGAGUGUGUUUGUGGGUGUGUGUAUGCUUCCGCUUUUCAAUAAUAAUAUUAUUAUGAAUGUUUAAUGUUAAUAAAAAAAAAAAUAUAAAAAAA